Messenger RNA from Paramecium pentaurelia, 1429 nucleotides. NCBI's taxonomy places the organism in Eukaryota, Ciliophora, Oligohymenophorea, Peniculida, Parameciidae. The record is from the annotation of a GenBank genome assembly.
AUGUUAUGUGAAAAAGAUAUUAACUUUGAUUUCAAUCUUGGAAUAUGUGUAAAACAGGCUUCAAAGAUAGAGAAUUUUAUAACUGCUUAUAUGAAUCUAACAAAUGAAGAAAUAUGUUUAAAAUCUUCUUUAGAUCAUUUUAAAAUUUCAACAGAAAUUACUCUUGAUAGUCUAAUAAAUUUUUUCCUUUCUUAUAAUAACUUUAAUUUUUAAUAAAUCCCGGAUUUAGGGCUGUCACAGAUUGACAAUUUAAUCAAAGAUUUAUGUUAACUAGAAGAUUGCGAAGAAAACUUAUAUAAACAACUUAAAUAAUAAAUUCAACAAAUAACAUAGAUUGUAAAUGAAAUAUUAAAGAAAAUCAAGAAUAAAACAAAUAUGAAGGGGAAUGAUAUUUUAAAAAGUUUACAUUGCAAUAUUGAUAAAUAAAUUUUAGUAUAACCAAAGCCUUUAAGUAUAUUAAAACCAAAUCUAAACCCAUUCACUUUUGAACUUAUGGAUUAAAAUUCAAUUAAGUAAUAAGAAUGGUAUUGUGCUAUUGCUUUUAAUAGAGAUAACUCAAUCGUAGUAGCUGGAUCUUAAAAUGACAUUAAAGUUUUUCAACAUAAAUAAGGGAGACUUAAUUAUAUAUUCAUAGCUAAGAGAACAUAAAAAUCAUGUUAAUACUUUAAAUUUCAUGAAAAAUUCAAAUAAUUUUGUAUCUGGAAGUAUUGAUCGUUCAAUUAUAAUAUGGUAGGAGAAUGGACACAAUUAAUGGAAAUGUUAAUAAAAAUUGAAUGGACAUUAAGAAUAGAUAUCGUGUUUAUUGCUGAACAACAUAGAUGAGUUAAUUAUCUCAGGAAGUUAAGAUGGUACUAUAAAAUUUUGGAUGAAAUAGAAUUAAUGGAUAUGUUAAUAAACCAUAAGUGAUCAUACUGGUUGGGUAUAUUCAUUAAGUUUAAAUGAAGAAUAAAAUAAAUUGAUCUCUUGUUAGACUGAUUAAUAAAUAUUAGUAAUAGAAUUGUUAAAGUGGGAUAAAAAAUGGAGUGUUACAUAAAAGUUAAAGGUAGAUUAAUAUGGGUGUAGAUUAUGUUUUAUUAACGAUAAUUAAUUUACAUUCUAACCUUUUUGUAAAGAGUAAAUACAUUUAUAUGAAUUGGAUAGUAAUACUAAAUGGUAUAAGAAAGUUAAGCAAAUUGCUGUAAAAUGUGGUUCAAGUAAUGAUGUUAGUUUAUUUCCAUAAUAAUAUUUUAAAUAAAAAUGCCUCCUGGUAAAUAAGAAUGGCUGUAAUAUUAAUUUGAUGAGGAAAUAAGAAAAUGGGGAUUUUAUAAUAGAAUAAUCUAUUCAAUAUAAUAGUUAUAUUAUUUUUGGAUAAUUAAGUAAUGAUGGAGAGUAUUUGAUCACUUGGGAUUAUGAAUCAAAGGAAAUACAAAUAAGAAAGUGCAAAGAUUGA